Molecule: messenger RNA, 1680 nt
Organism: Rotaria socialis
Lineage: Eukaryota; Metazoa; Rotifera; Eurotatoria; Philodinida; Philodinidae
Source: the annotation of a GenBank genome assembly
AUGUCAAAUCGAAGCUUCUGUGGAUCGAACAAAGUUUCACAGAAUUAUCAACCAACAAAUUCUACAUAUGAUCAUAAUUUUUGUAAACUACCAGUUAUUAAUAAUGGAGCCUCCGAAAUGAUGCAUAAUACGAAUCUAUCAGUGUGUAAACCAUCAUUGUCUCGUGGUUGUACACCUCAGACAAAUGAAAAUUAUUUAAAUCAAUGUUCACAUACCUACAAUAGAGAUGUUAAUAUUGGAGUAGCAAAUAAUUUAUCUAAACAAAUUGACUUUACAUCAACUGGUUCAGCAAUUUACAAUGCUCGUACACCUUCAUAUAAUUCUUGUAAAAUAAAUUGUUCCCCUAGUGGUGAUACUUCGUUUCAAAAAUUUUCUUCAUCACCUCCUAAAUUGGAUUGUAAUAAAACAAAACUAUCAACAACAAAUUUGAAAAAAAAUCAAUUAAUAAGAAACUCGAAUAAUAGUUAUGCACAACGAUUAAUGACGCCAAAUUUAAGUAGUUUCAAUUGUUCUACAUCAAAUAUGAAUACAUCUACUGGACAAACAACUUCUAUACGUGAUCGUCAAUUAGCUAAUGAAAUCCUUCAAAAAGCAGGCAUUCAGUCGAAUAUGACUUCAAAUGAUUGUCUUGAAGUGAUUACUGAUGGGCCAGUGACAACAGAUGACAAUGUUAAUUGCGAUCCAAAUCCAUUAUGUAUGAAAAAACUAUCUGAUACUCAAGAAUGUUAUGAACAAUCCAUUGUUGUUCGGCAUUUACAACCACCACGACCACCAGUACCGCCGCCGAUUAUUAUCCGUGAACGUUGUGCUCAGCAACCACCACCACAGCCGCCUAUCAUCAUUCGACAAAUUCCUCCUCGACCAUCAACACCACCACCAUUAAUUAUUCGUGAAUGUCCACCACCAAUACCUGAAAUGCAAGAACCAACAAUCAUUGAACGUGAAAUACCACCACCACCGCCGCCACCACGACAAGUUAUUGUUGAAAGAUUACCAACACCGCCGCCAAAACCACGUUCUAUUAUUGUCGAAAAAUGGCUUCCCUAUGAAGAACCUCAAGAUCGACCAUGUAUUGUCGAAAAAGCUACUAGUAAUGAAAUGCCUCCAGUGAAAAAUGUCAUUAUUCAAUAUGAAUCACUUGAACCAAAAAUUCAAUCACAAUGUAUCAAUGGGGGUAUUUCUUGUGUUGAUCCAAAACAGUUUGUUAAUGAUAGAACAAAUGAGAAUGCUGAACCUGAUCAUAUCAAAUGUCAACUCAAUCCACAAGCACUCGCUGCAAUUGGAAUUCAAAAUGACAAUAAAAAGAGUACUAGCUACAAUCCAUCUGUUGUGCGUACAAAUCCACCUUGCUUCUAUCAACAACAAACUCGUUUUACAUGUCCUUCAAUACCUCCUAUCUCAGGACAUUCAAUGAUGACAAAUGGUUGCUAUUCUCCAAAGUCAUCGUAUUCUCAAAUGUGCAAUCGAACAGUUUAUCGUUUACAACAACCAAACAUCAACACUCUAUCGGCUUCAGCCGUUUGUUUACCUCAAUGUUUCAAUAAGUAUAAUACAGCUAUGUUAACACAACCUGACAAUCAAGGUUUAACCAAAUUAACUAGAUCUCGUUAUAAUCCAUGGGCAACAACAUAUCAAGUGUCAUACACAAAUAAGGCACGAGGAAUGUGUCGGACACGUUAA